Phyllostomus discolor (pale spear-nosed bat) is the source of this 1042-nucleotide messenger RNA. Its product is annotated as folate receptor beta-like. Gene Ontology annotation, biological process: cell adhesion; fusion of sperm to egg plasma membrane involved in single fertilization; sperm-egg recognition. Lineage: Eukaryota; Metazoa; Chordata; Mammalia; Chiroptera; Phyllostomidae. Gene Ontology annotation, molecular function: signaling receptor activity. Gene Ontology annotation, cellular component: external side of plasma membrane. The record is from RefSeq and is a predicted model, not a curated record.
CAGAGGGUGGAGGUAGCACCCUGCAUGGGGUUCUGUCCCCUCAGGCCUCGUUCUCCCCAACCACAGCCUCCUCUGCAGGGACAGAAGGACAUGGCCUGGAAACUGACAGCAGCUCUGCUGCUGCUGGCCUGGCUUUCAGCCACCAUGUGCAGUGCCCGAGACGGGACAGAGCUGCUCAACAUCUGCAUGGACGCCAAACACCACAAGGCCAAGCCAGGCCCCGAGGACAAGCUGCAUGACCAGUGCAGUCCCUGGAGGAAGAACGCCUGCUGCUCCGUCAGCACCAGCCAGGAGCUGCACAAGGACACCUCCCUCCUGUACAACUUUAACUGGGACCACUGCCGCAAGAUGGAGCCCGCCUGCAAGCGCCACUUCAUCCAGGAUACCUGCCUCUAUGAGUGCUCCCCCAACCUGGGACCCUGGAUCCAGGAGGUGAACCAGAGCUGGCGCAAAGAACGUUUCCUGAACGUGCCCCUGUGCAAAGAGGACUGUGAGAGCUCGUGGGAAGACUGCCGUACCUCCUAUACCUGUUACAGUACCGACUGGCACAAGGGCUGGAACUGGACCUCAGGAUCUAACAAGUGUCCAGCUGGGGCUGUCUGCCGCACUUUUGAGUUUUACUUCCCCACGCCUGUAGCCCUGUGUGAGGGCAUUUGGAGUCACUCCUACAAAGUCAGCAAGUACAGUCGAGGGAGUGGCCGCUGCAUCCAGAUGUGGUGCCCGGCCCAGGGCAACCCCAAUGAGGAGGUGGCGAGGUUCUAUGCCUUGGCCAUGAAUUCUAGGGCCACGGCCCAUGGGAUUGGGCCUCUCCUGCUCAGUCUGACUCUGAUGUUCCAACUCUGGCUCUUCCGCUAAGUUGUUCCCACUACUGAUACCUGGACAUUUUCCUUGCCUGCACCCAAUGUGGGUGACUUCAGCUCAGCCCAGUUCAGCCAGCUUUCUCAAUCAGGAGCCUCACAAUGCCUUGGUCAUUCAUUCCUUAUCCAAGAUGUGUACUAUGAGGUUUCUGUGACAGCCUAUUCAAGUAGAGAGAUCCACGUGG